Molecule: messenger RNA, 1731 nt
Organism: Fonsecaea nubica
Lineage: Eukaryota; Fungi; Ascomycota; Eurotiomycetes; Chaetothyriales; Herpotrichiellaceae
Exons: 7
Coding region: 1-1731 (576 amino acids)
Molecular function (GO): flavin adenine dinucleotide binding; NADP binding; N,N-dimethylaniline monooxygenase activity
Source: RefSeq, a predicted model, not a curated record
AUGAUUGCCGCCAACGAAACACAGACCGACUGGUCGGCACCCAGCCAAAAGUCCAUCGACGAUGAUCGCCCGAUCAAAGUGAUUUGCAUAGGAGCGGGCAUUUCUGGCAUGCUCACAGCCAUCCGGUUUCCUCAGAAGAUCAAGAAUCUAGACCUUGUCAUCUACGACAAAUCCGACGACAUUGGAGGAACGUGGCACGAGAAUCGAUACCCGGGCGUGGCCUGUGACAUUCCUGCACACAGUUACCAAUUCACAUUUGCGAACAACCUCAACUGGAGUUCUUUCUACGCCGCGGGCCCUGAGAUCCAUCGCUACCUGAAGAAUGUAGCUCGACGAUACGAUGUCGAGCGAUACGUCAAACUCCGACAUCUUUUCCUGGGAGCCCAGUGGCAGGCGGCCGACGGAAAAUGGGAGGUCGAGAUUGAAGAUCUCGAGAGUGGAAGAAAAUUCACUGACCGGGCAGACAUCUUGAUCAGAGCUACCGGAAUUCUAAAUCGAUGGGAGUGGCCCGACAUUCCAGGCCUUCGUGAUUUCAAAGGGACUCUCCUACACUCGGCGAAUAGAAAGAGCUGGGAGACUCCGCUGGAUCCCAAGGGGAAAAGAAUAGCUGUCAUUGGGGGUGGCUCGUCGGGAAUCCAGAUUGUGCCUCAGCUCCAACCCACCGCGGCUCGAAUUGACCAUUACAUGAAGGGCAAGACAUGGGUGUCGCCAGUUGGUUACGGAUCCGACAAAUCCAACCGAGGAGUGACGGAUAACUAUAAAUACUCGGAGGACGAGCUGAGGACGUACCGCGAGAAUCCCGACGAGUAUAUCAGAUACCGGCGGGAAAUCGAACGGAUCAUGAACGCCAAACCCGAGAUCCUGUUCAAGGGCACCGAGGAGCAAAAGGCCUUCUUCGCGCUCAACGACGAGUCGAUGAAGCAGAAACUCUCCAAGAAGCCACACAUCUACGAGAGCCUGCGGCCGGACUUUUCGCCCUUUUGCCGCCGGCUCACGCCCGGUCCAGGCUUCUUGGAGGCGCUGGUCGAGGACAACGUCGAAUUCAUCGGCUGUGGCAUCGACACCGUGGUGGAGAACGGUAUCAAGGCCAACGACGGAAAGGUGCGCGAGGUGGACGUGAUCAUCUGCGCCACAGGCUACGAUACAUCCAUGGAAAACGAACCGCCCAUCGUCGGACUCGAUGGCAAGACCCUCGCCGAUAUGUGGAAUCCCGACCCCCAGGCCUAUCUCUCGAUCUGCGUGCCGAAGAUGCCUAACUUUUUCAUCUUCUUUGGCCCCAACGGCGGCGCCGGAUCCGGGUCGGCAAUCCCCUUCCUCGAGUCGGUGACGCUCUACCUCGUCAAGCUGGUGCAGAAGAUCCAGCGAGAAUACAUAAAGUCCAUGGUUGUUACGGAGAAAGCCACCAGCGACUUUGUACGACACGUCGACGAAUACUUUUCCAAGACAGUUUUUACCGAAACGUGCAAAUCGUGGUUCAAACGCAACAAGCAAAACGGGCGCGUCACGGCCCUCUGGCCCGGCGCGUCGAUCCACACGCAAAAGGCGCUGGAAAACCCGCGCUACGAGGAUUUCCAGUACGAGUACCUCGACGCCCUGGGCUCCAACACCAUGGCGUGGUUGGGCAACGGGACGACCGUGGCGCAGGUCAGCGGGGAGGACACCACAGAGUAUCUGGUCGACAAUGACGUUCCGCCGCCGAUUGUGGAGGGGGUUCAUGAGUGGGAUAACUAA